GGACCACGAACUUCCUCAUUUACGUCAUGUACUACACUGCAACCAGAAACCAGCCUAAGGGCCUCUUUUUCCGUAGACCGUCAGCAUGAAGCAAGAGUUGUGUCAGUUUAGUGGGUAUAAAAUCCACCCCGGCCAUGGCAUCCGAUUCGCAAGGGUCGAUGGCAAGGUCUUCAACUUCCUCAGCAACAAGUGCGUGGCGUCCUUCAUGAUGAAGCGCAACCCGCGCAAGAUCAAUUGGACUGUCCUGUACCGCCGCAAGCACAAAAAGGGCACGCAGGAAGAGGUGACCAAGAAGCGCACGCGGCGCACCACCAAGUUCCACCGAGCCAUCGUUGGCGUCACGCUGGAGCAGAUCCAGGCCAAGAGGAACCAGAAGCCAGAGGUCCGCAAGGCGCAGCGGGAGCAGGCCAUCAAGGCUGCCAAGGAGAAGGCUAAGGCAGCCAAGGAGAAGGCUAAAAAGAAUGCUCCUGCCAAGGUCCAGCCCAAGCAAGUCAAGCAGAAGGCUGCAGUCAACCCCAAAACCAAGGCCCCCCGUGUCUCAGGCAAGAGAUAGACCAUUGGAUCACUCUCAGUUCAGACCAUAAAUUAAUUUGCGUAUCUCCAGAAGUUCACAUUGAAUAUUGUCACCAGUUCAAAUCAUGCUCUAUGAGAGUUCACAGAUAUCAAUAAACAGCCAGAUUUUAGCCUGAAAACAGA
Molecule: messenger RNA, 696 nt
Organism: Acanthaster planci (crown-of-thorns starfish)
Lineage: Eukaryota; Metazoa; Echinodermata; Asteroidea; Valvatida; Acanthasteridae
Gene: rpl24
Product: ribosomal protein L24
Biological process (GO): cytoplasmic translation
Cellular component (GO): cytosolic large ribosomal subunit
Molecular function (GO): mRNA binding; structural constituent of ribosome
Source: RefSeq, a predicted model, not a curated record